Molecule: messenger RNA, 1035 nt
Organism: Phragmites australis (common reed)
Lineage: Eukaryota; Viridiplantae; Streptophyta; Magnoliopsida; Poales; Poaceae
Product: protein COFACTOR ASSEMBLY OF COMPLEX C SUBUNIT B CCB1, chloroplastic-like
Exons: 4
Coding region: 45-806 (253 amino acids)
Source: RefSeq, a predicted model, not a curated record
CCACGCGGCGUUCCUUAUCCCCCGCAGCCUUACACACACCGAAAAUGGACGCCACCGCCGCGGCCGCGAGGCGCCUCGUCCUCCUCCCGCUCCGCCCCACGCCACCGCCGCCGCCGUGCGGCGCGGUCGCCGCGUGCUCCCGGCGCCGGUUCGGGCAGAGGCGAAGGGUCCGGGUCGGCCGGGCUCGCGCGUCGCUCGACCGCGCCGCGGUUCUGCUGGACGCGGCGGCGGCGGUGGGUGGGACCGGGUACUCGCAGGCGAGCUACUACACGUCGCUGGGGCUGUUCGUACUGUCUGUGCCGGGGCUGUGGUCGCUCAUCAAGCGCUCCGUCAAGUCCAAGAUUGUGCAGAAGACAUUUGUCAAGGAGGACGGCCAGUCGAUGGCGCCAAAUCAGGUAGCUGGGGAGAUCCUGUCAUUCUUCACCCGCAACAAUUUCACUGUCUCGGACCGUGGCGAGGUCAUCACCUUUGAGGGCACGAUGGUACCAAGCAGAGGGCAGGCAGCGUUGCUGACCUUCUGCACCUGCAUUAGCCUCGGGAGUGUCGGGCUUGUUCUAUCAAUCGCUGUCCCAGAAGGUGGCAACAACUGGUUCUGGCUUAUGACCCUAAGCCCCUUGGCGGGAGUGUACUACUGGACAAAAGCAUCGAGGAAAGAAGAGAUCAAGGUCAAAAUGAUCCUGUCUGACGACGGGAGCCUAUCGGAGAUCCUUGUGCGUGGUGACGACGUCCAAGUUGAGCAGAUGAGGAAGGAGCUCAAGUUCAGUGAGAAGGGGAUGAUAUAUGUGAAGGGCAUCUUUGAGACAUGACCAGGGUUUUGAUUUCUGGAACCAAACAGUAGUUAUGAGUCUUUGCUGUGAUGAACACACCAGGUGGGGGUGGGGGUGAAACAUACGGGCAAAUAUGUAUCUUAGCUUUGAGAAAAAUAGGUGAUCCUCAUACGGGAUUCGAUUAGUACAUGUGUUGCCAAUGUGAGGAUAAUUGAUGUAUUAACUCAACAUAUAACUAACGACGAUGUAAGAAACUGUUGAGAAACAA